AUGUACUUAAGUUCUAACAGUAUAUGGAUUAAUGCAGGAGGUGCACUAUUUGAUAAAACUAUUUUGUAUAGAAAUCUUAAGACAGGCAUUGAAAAAUGUUCUAUGUUUAAAGCAUGUCCUUAUGGAGGUCCUAUAGCCAUAUAUUGUAUUGAAAAAGUAAAUAAUAGUUUUAUUUCAUAUAUUGAAAUAAAAGGAAAUAACAAUAAAAUAUAUGGUAAAAUAAAUGUAAGAAAUGUUUUGGGAAUUGAAUGGACACAAUGUCACAAACUUAUUGUUAUUUUUAAAGAUGGAAAAUUUUCUAUAUAUUCUCCACGUGGUAAAGAGAUUGUUGAUCAAAUAUGUUUUGAUAUAUCAGUAAAACAAUUAGGUGUCUUAUCAUAUCAUAUAUUUUAUGGUCCUGUUAAUACAGGUAUAGCUAUCCUUACUGAAGGUCAACAAUUUUUUGCUGUAAAUAAUGUUCUUGAAGCAUCUGUAUGGAAACAUCGUGUAUUUAUAGAUAAUUAUGAAAAUAUUGAAUUUUGGAAUGUUGUUUGCCAUGCUAGUUUACCUACAACUAUUUUUGGUUAUCUUAAAGAUGAUAAUUGUUUUUUUGUUGCUGCACAAGGUUCAAAUAGUUUUAAAAAAAAAUUUGAUUGGUCUAUUGAAAAUGGUGCAUAUAUUACUGGAGAAACAAAUUGGAAUAACACUAUUGUUGGUUUACUUCACGAUACAUUGGUUAUCCAAUUAGUUAGUAAUGAUCUUUCUACUGCUACACAUAUUAUAGAAGUAAAACAGAUGCCAUUGAUAAAAAAAAUAUUUUGGUGUGGAUUUGGUGCACCUUGUCUUUUAGAUUCUGACAAGGUACUUCAUAUAUAUACUUCAAAAGGAGAUGAUAGUACAAUUAUAUUUGAUUCACCAGUUGUUGUAUCAUCAGAAGAAGAUGGUCUUCGAGUUUAUUCUGAAGAAUGUGCUUAUUUUAUUUGUCCAGUAGCUAAGUCUGCUGAAAAUAUUUUUUCAGUUGAAUCACAUCAUCCUGCCUCAACAUUAUAUGUUUUAUCAAAGAAAGAAGAAGAUCAAUAUACAACUUCUUUUGAACUUUUAACAACAAUUAUGUCUUCAUUAGAAGAUGCUGUUCGGGAGUGCCUUCUUGCUGCUUUAAAUAUUUCUGAUACCAAAUUAAUAGUUAAAUUAAUAAAAGCUGCAAAUAUUGGUAGAAUGUGGGAAAGUAAAAUUGAUUCUGAUUAUUUUGCAGCAACACUUAAAACAAUUAAAAUUUUGUCAAGUUUACGUGCUGAUUUUAUAGGGAUGCCUUUAUCAUUUCGUCAAUUUCAAAAAGUAGAGAUUCGUGGAGUAAUUGAUAGAUUAAUAGAUUUAGGUCAUUGGCCUUUAGCAGUAAAAAUUUGUGAAUUCAUGGAGCUUCCAUUAGAGGAAGGUGUUCAUAGAGUUUUUGCUCAUUGGGCAAUUGAUUUUAUAGAAAGGUGUAUGCAUGAAAUUAGAAGUAACAAUAGAAAAUUAACAAAUGAAGAAAUGGCUAAUUUAAUUUUUACAAAAGCUGAAAGAUUUCCUGAUAUAAGUUAUGCUGAAAUAGCAAAAGAAAUUUAUGAUAGAAGUUCAAAAGAUGACAAUGAAAUGAUAAAGUUGGCUGAUAUUCUUUUAGACAAAGAAAAGGAUGUUUCAUUAAAAGUAAAAAUGUACCUUCAAUCUAAACAAUGGAAUAAAGCAAUUUAUCUAGCUGAUAAAAGUCAAAGACCAGAUUUAUAUUAUAUAGUUAUUAAUGCUUUAAAAUCAAUGCCUUAUUCUAAAGUUUUUGUUAUGACGGCAAAAUGUCAAAAUAUUCAUGCUUAUCUUAAAGAAAUUACUGAACAUGAUUCUCCUGAUGACUUGAUAAGUAUCUAUAAAACUAAUGAUGAAUUUGUUCAAUUAGCUUUACAUUAUAUUUCUUAUAAUACUAAAAAUACUAAUAAUCCAUUUGUAGAAAAUACAAAAUUAGAAAAUUUAAAAGCUGCCUUAGAAUCUUUUAAAAAUUUGGAUGAAAAAGAUACAUCUAAUUACUUAAAUGAAUAUAUAAAUAUAUUUGAUACUAUAAAAUCAUAUUCAAAUAAUGAAUAUUCUAGUAAUUUAUCUGUUAAAGAAUUAUUUAAAUUAGCUGUUAAAGAAAAAAACAAUAAAUUAGCUGAAGAGAUAGGAAAAAAAUUUUCAAUAACAGAGAAAGAAGGAUGGACAUGGAAGUUAGAGGCAUAUUCAGAAAAUUGUAUGUGGGAACAUGUUAAAACAAUGGCUUCUCAUCCUAAAAGUCCAAUAGGUUAUUAUCCUUAUCUUGAAAAAUGUUAUAAUAAAGAUCCUGACAGACAAGAUUUACAAUUUUAUAUUAGUAGACUGUCAACAUCAAAAGAAUUAAUUAAAGGUUACAUAUUACUUGGUAGAUAUGAUGAUGCUUUAGAACAAGCUAAAGCAAGAAAAGAUGUUGAUUCUCUUAAUUAUAUGAGAAGAAAAUUCAGAAAUGAUUCUUCUUUUCAGGAGAAAUUAAGACAAGCUUUUGGGAUGACACGACAAUUCUGGAAUGUCUCUUCACAAAUAAAAUUUAGAGGGACUGUUCCUGUUUCUAUUUACAAUUCAAAACGAUCCAAUUUAAAUGUUGCUGUUGCAGAUGUUCCAGGACCUAUGGUUCAUGGGUAUUUGUCAUUUCCAACUGAAGCUAAUUGUGAUGCCGGUCUUCCACAUACAUUAGAACAUUUAGUUUUUAUGGGAAGUAAAGAAUAUCCCUAUAAAGGUAUUCUUGAUAUAAUAGCAAAUAGAUGUCUAGCAUCUGGUACAAAUGCAUGGACAGCUCAAGAUCAUACUUGUUAUACAUUAUCAACAGCAGGAAGUAAUGGUUUUUUUAAAAUUUUACCUGUUUAUAUUGAUCAUGUAUUACGUCCAACAUUAACUAAUAAUCAGUAUUUAACUGAAGUUCAUCAUAUUAAUGGUAGUGGUGAAGAUGCUGGAGUUGUGUAUUCAGAAAUGCAAGAUUAUGAAAGUGACAUGGAUGAUAUUGUUGAUAGGGAAUUAAGAGCUUCAUUAUUUGGUAAAGGACAUCCAUUUUCAGUUAAUACUGGUGGAAGUCUUAAAGCUAUUAGAGAAGAAUGUUCUUAUAAAAGUGUUACUGAUUUUCAUAAAAAGUUUUAUAAUUUAAAAAAUAUGAUAAUUGUUGUUUGUGGAAUGGUUGAUCAUAAAGAUUUAUUAGAAGUCAUUGAAAAAUGUGAAGAAAAAUAUAUAUGUUCUCAUUCUCCAGAAUUUUUUAUAAGACCAUUUUCAAAUGCAAAAAUUCAAGAUAUCAAAGAAAAUCGAGUUAGUGUUGUCAAUUGUCCAUGUGAAGAUGAUUCUAAAGGAAUUGUUGAAAUUGCUUUUCUUGGACCAGCAGUUGAUUCAUAUUAUGAAGUUGAAGCUAUGGAUACAUUAUUUAAUUAUUUCCAUGAUACUGCAAUAUCUCCACUAGAAAAAGAUUUUGUACAAUUAAAGGAUCCCUAUGCAAGUUCUUGUCAUUUUAUGAUGGAUGAAUAUACAAGAAAUGUUAUAAGAUUAAAGUUUAGUGAUGUUCCUGUUAAUAAAAUUAUGAAUGUACAUGAAAGAUUUUUUGACAAAACAGUUGAAGAACAUAAAAAUCCAAAUGUUUUUGAUAUGGAUAGAAUGAAAUCAAUUAUUUCUAAGCAAAUUGAAAAAUUAUAUAUGACAUUAGAAAAAAAUGCUGGAAAAGAGGUUUUACAUAAUGUUAUUGCAUAUCAACUUUAUGGUAAUCGUGAAAGUAACAAAGAUAUAGAAGAACGUUUUAAUGACCAAAUUCAUAAAGAGAAGUUACUUAAUGAACCAGCUGAAUUUUGGGCAGAUUUAGUUAGUAGGUAUUUUAAUAAAAAUUCUAGUGUUUGUGUUAUUGGAAAGCCUGAUGCUAAACUAGUUGAUGAGUGUGCUGAUAAAGAGAAAAACCGUAUUAUGAAACAAAAAGAAAAACUUGGAACUGAUGGAUUAAAAAAGUGUGCUUUAGAACUUGAAAAUGCUAUUGCAUCUAACAGUAAUAAUAAACCUUCCAAAGAUUUAUUAAAUGAAUUUAUUGUAAGGGAUCUUGAAAAUUUCUUUUCAUUUAAUAUUAAUACCGUUAGUAAUUUUGAAAACAAAAAACAAAGUCCAUUUGCUAAAACAUUCCCAAUACCUACAUUUAUCCAUAAUAACCCAUCAAAAUUUGUUGAAGCUGUUGUUCUUAUUGAUACUAAGGGAAUGCCCUUAAAUUUACGAAAAUAUUUAGUACUUUUAAGUGAUAUUAUAUUUUCAUCACCAGCUAUGAUUGAUGGAAAAGAAAUAUCUUUUGAAGAUGUAUCAAAAGCUAUGGAAAAUGAUUUAAUUGAUUGGACAUUAACAACUGGUGUUAAGGGUAUUUAUGAACGAUACCUUGCACUUAAACUAAAAGUUUCUGCUAAAGAUUAUAGAAAUAUUGCUAAGUGGGUAAAUAUUUUAUUAAAAAAUAUUAUUUUUGAAAAAAAUAGAAUAGAAAUUACCGCUUUAAAAUUAGCUAAUCAGGCUCAUGAAUACAAAAGAGAUGGAUACUCUAUGGUUAUGAAUUUGUCAAAUUCCAUGAUAUAUAAUAACGAUGCCAAUGAAUUUUUAUUUAGUGUAGUUCCUUUAGAAAAAUUCCAUAAAGAAAUUGCCAAAAAAAUAAAAAAAGAAAGUAGUCAAAUUACAGAUGAUUUAAAUUCAUUACUUGACUUUUUAUUAAAAUCAACAAUUAAUCUUCAUAUUUUGGCCAAUGAACAUUUAAUUGAAGAGUUUGGAGAAUUCAACAAAAAAGAUUGGGAAUUUUUAGUUGGUUGUAAAAAUAAUGAAUUAAUUUCACAACCAGAAGAUGAAUUAAAUAAAGAUGGAUUUAAUAAACAAACUGUUUUGGGUGUUGGUGGAACUGAAAGUUCAUUUGUUAUUCAAAAAAUAUACUUCUCACAAGAUUUCACUGGUCCUGACAUAGCUGAGAUACUACUUUUCAGUCAAUAUCUCAGUCAACUUGAAGGACCAUUAUGGAACAAAAUUAGAGGAAAAGGUUUAGCCUAUGGAGCAAGUAUUUAUCCUUAUCCAGAUAAACAUACAAUUACUUUAUCUUUGUAUAGAUGUGCUCAGGCUGUUCAAGCUAUUGAAGAAACAAAAAAAUUAAUUUAUUCCAUUAUCGAAAGUCAAGAAAUAGUUGAAAGUGAAUUUGAAGCUGCUAAAAGAAGUCUCGUUUAUGAAAUGAUGGAAGGAGAGAAAAGUAUUAAAGAUGCUUCAAUUGAAAAUCUUCUAUCUACUCUAAAAAAUGUUCCAACAGAUUAUAAAAGAAAAUUAUGCGCUAAAAUUUGGAAUUUAAAAGCUGAUGAAUGUUUUAAGAAAGCAUCUCCAUAUAUAAAAGAGUUAUUUGAUGAAACAAAAAUCAGCAGAGCAAUCAUUGUUAAUCCUUCAAAAAUAAAAAAAAUUACCGAAGCAUAUCCACAAGCUCAAGUAAAGAAAAUUGAAGAUCUUUACCAGUAA
Molecule: messenger RNA, 5499 nt
Organism: Strongyloides ratti
Lineage: Eukaryota; Metazoa; Nematoda; Chromadorea; Rhabditida; Strongyloididae
Product: Presequence protease, mitochondrial
Exons: 3
Coding region: 1-5499 (1832 amino acids)
Biological process (GO): intracellular protein transport
Cellular component (GO): cytoplasm
Molecular function (GO): metal ion binding
Source: RefSeq, a predicted model, not a curated record